GUUGGAAGAAAAUUUGAGAAAUCUGUGGAUCAUGUUGACGAAAUUUCGCGGUCUGUUCUGGCGAAAGAUUGGAAUAUCCGUGCGCGAGUGGAUUUAUUGGAAUUCGAGAGAUUUGGAGAGGGUCUCAGAAUCGUUGGAAUAAUUGACGCCAGCCGUCGCACCACUACCUGCAAAAAUGAAAGCAUUGAUUGAAGAAUUAGCUGUCUAUGUAAUAUGCGUGCAAUUGCAAAAACUGCCGAAGAUCUGCGGACGAAGACGAAAAGAUAUGAUAAAGAGGACAUGACACAACGACAUGACAACGUCGAAGACUUUGGGGAUCAUAUGGAUAAUGUUGGUGCACAUGUCAGGAUGCUCAGGAAAUCCAGACGCAAAACGAUUAUAUGACGAUCUCUUGUCGAAUUACAACAAGUUGGUUCGUCCAGCGUUCAACGCUACAGACAACCUCACCGUUAAAAUAAAACUGAAACUCUCGCAGCUUAUUGAUGUGAAUUUGAGGAAUCAGGUCAUGACAACGAACCUUUGGGUCGAACAGACAUGGCACGAUUACAAGUUGAAAUGGGAUCCGAAGGACUACGGUGGAGUAGAUAUGCUGCAUGUGCCAGCAGAUCAUAUAUGGAGGCCCGAUAUAGUCUUAUAUAACAACGCCGACGGUAACUUUGAGGUGACAUUGGCGACGAAGGCAACUCUCAAUUAUACGGGCAAGGUCAUCUGGAAGCCACCAGCUAUUUACAAAUCUUCCUGCGAGAUCGACGUCGAAUAUUUUCCCUUUGAUGAACAAACGUGCAUGAUGAAAUUCGGCUCGUGGACUUAUGAUGGCUUCCACGUCGAUCUUCGACACGUCGACGAAAGCACAAACGAGACCGAGAUAAAAAAGAGCAAUGGAGUCGUCGACGUUGGAAUCGAUCUGUCGGAGUUUUAUACUUCCGUCGAGUGGGAUAUACUACGAAUACCUGCUGUAAGACAUGAAAAGUUUUACACGUGUUGUCGCGAGCCUUUCCUUGACAUCACUUUCUAUAUAACGAUGAGGAGGAAAACUCUAUUCUACACCGUUAACCUCAUAAUACCCUGCUUGGGAAUAUCAUUCCUCACGAUAUUGGUGUUUUACUUGCCAUGCGAUAGUGGAGAGAAGGUCAGCCUCGCCAUCUCUAUACUACUGUCGCUGACAGUAUUUUUCCUUUUAUUAGCUGAAAUAAUACCGCCUACAUCGCUGGUAGUACCUUUGCUUGGCAAGUUUGUCUUGUUCACAAUGAUUAUGGAUACUCUAAGCGUAUGGAUAACAGUCUUUGUCAUAAAUGUGCAUUACCGUACGCCGCAAACCCACACAAUGAAUCCGUGGGUUCGACGCGUGUUCAUCAACUGGCUGCCGAGAAUGCUGGCAAUGCGCAGGCCGGAGGAUAUCAAGCCAAAGAAGCCAAAGGAGGAUAAAAAGCUGGAGACAGUCGGAGUAGGAAAGGACAAACGUCAACGAGACCGAACAUCAACGCCCUCGAUCCCGGAAGUAGUCGAAUCCUGCGGACCCCGUCGCCCGGAUGACCCUCGGGGAUUGGAAGAAAAUUUAGAAAGCCAUAGCCACGAUUCGCAAGCGGCACCUACACCGCCGUCGCAACUUCUAGCAGGGGAGAGCGUCAACCGAAUCUGUAACACACUUAAGAGUUGGCAUCUUUGCCCAGAAAUAAGUAAAGCCAUAGAAGGAAUCCGUUUUAUCGCCGAUCAUAUAAAGAAAGAAGAGGAUAUUAAUAAAAUCAAGGAGGAUUGGAAGUAUGUCGCAAUGGUGAUCGACAGAUUAUUCCUAUGGGUCUUCCUGAUAACCGUAAGCGUCGGCUCGGCCGGAAUUAUACUACGGGCGCCGUCCUUGUACGACACACGCACCCCCAUUGACAUACAGCUCUCCGAAAUCUCCCCGGACACUGCCAGACCACCAACUCCUAAUUUCUUUCCGAGAAAUCCUUAGGGUGUCCUCUAAGGGAUAAUUGCAUUAAUGCCGCGCGUAAAACACAUAUACAAAACUGAAAAUACACAUAUUGUAUUUUGUGUACGUGUUUUAUACUCGGCAUUAAUAUAACAACAUCUACUAUAUAACUACAUCGACACAAGCGAAACGUAUUACCUAACGUCCGAAAGACUGAAGCCGAAGACCUAGCGAGUGACUCGGUGGUAAUGCGAAAGUCGAC
Molecule: messenger RNA, 2171 nt
Organism: Trachymyrmex septentrionalis
Lineage: Eukaryota; Metazoa; Arthropoda; Insecta; Hymenoptera; Formicidae
Gene: nAChRa3
Product: acetylcholine receptor subunit alpha-like
Exons: 14
Coding region: 293-1951 (552 amino acids)
Biological process (GO): nervous system process; signal transduction; monoatomic ion transmembrane transport
Cellular component (GO): neuron projection; postsynaptic membrane; synapse
Molecular function (GO): transmembrane signaling receptor activity; acetylcholine-gated monoatomic cation-selective channel activity
Source: RefSeq, a predicted model, not a curated record